AUGGUCUAUCUUGCAGCUCCUAUGUUUAGUCUCGGCGUUGCAAUUGCAGCAUGGGUGUCUGCAUCCUUCUGGGUCUUUGCCAUAAUCAUGGGCAACCCCGACGGCACAGAACGAAGGGAUGAUGGAAGAGCAACUGUUCUGGCUGCCAGUGUUGUGCUCUCAUCAGUAGAAGAUACGCUGAGAGAUCAGAAGACAAAUAUUACUCCUACCGCGUACUUUGCCGCCCUCCUUGCGAUCCUGCGACAAUGUUCAUCUGCUGCCCUAAUCGAGGGAAAUGCUGAGCUUGUGACCUCGACCGUUUACCUGCUCGACCUUGUUUCCUCCUACGUUCCCCCGCCCCUCUUACGAACACAGUUCUCCCAGAUACUGGCAUUGAUUGCCCCCUUCUUUGUGAGCAAUGAAACAGGAGCACCUCUACUCAGAUCCGCCCUGGGAUGUCUCGAAUCUCUGUUGGUGGCACAAGACUCCGCGGCUUGGAAUCUGCCCUCGAGUCAGACUGGGCCCAGAAAGGCCAUCCCAGUACUCCUGACGCUGGCUGUGGAUGGGCGACCAAAAAUACGGAAGAGAUCACUGGAAGCUCUGACAAAUGUUCUCAAGCACCCCCCUCAAGGUCCAGCCCUAGAUCACCCGGUGGCGGACCACUGCGCAAGCACUGCAUUGACGAGCCUCAAAGAAGCUGUCAAUACUGCAAGUCAACUCAGAAAGCAGAAGGAUCGUCAUGACAAUGGACAUGAUCCGUUUCUCAUACACGCACUGCAACUCACGAAGACGAUUGCUGCUGCGUCGGGAGGAUGGCCAAGCAAGAAAAUCGAGCCUCUGGUCGAAGCUCUAAUGACCAUCUCGAAAUCCACCAACGAUUAUAUUGUCAUGGGCGCUUUCGAAGUGUUUGAAGCCAUCUUUGAAGGAAUGCACGACGAAAUAUCGUCUUCGAAACUGCCAAGGUUGCUGGAUGCCAUUGCAGACUUAAAACCGGCGCAGAACGAUUCACAACUCCUGCCUCCAUGGAUUGCUGUGUUAUCCAGAGGAUAUCAGCUUGCGUCUGAGGUCAGUCCGGAGGACACAUUCAUCAAGCUGCCGGAUCUGGUAGAUAUGAUAUCGCCCUUCCUAUCUCAGCCCAGCCUUAAUAUUCGUGUUUCAGCAUCAGAAUGCUUGAUCUCGUUGUUUGCCAAUUGUAUCCCAAGGCGUACUCUUGUGGAGCCUUCAGUAUACGACGAGAAAGUCUUUGAGCAACUGGGAAGGAAGGCAAGUGACCUCCUGUCCAUAAAAUACCAAGCAGCAUGGAUGGAAAUAUUCCGAAUACUUUCUGCUUUCAUACAGGCGAUGCGGUGGCGUGGUACCCAUUAUCUUCUUUCGGUUGUCAAGGCCGUUGGCGAGCUACGUGGAAAUGACUCAUUUCAGGGCAAGAAGGAGGCCGACGAGGUUCUUGGUCACGCAAUACACAACAUGGGCCCCGACGUUAUACUCUCUGUACUUCCACAUAACCUCGAUCAAAACAACGACAGGCACCCAGGCCGAGCGUGGCUCCUUCCGCUGCUGAGAGAUCACGUUUCAAAUACGAGACUAGCUCACUUCAAAUCAGAUCUUAUGCACUUGAGCGAGCGGAUAUAUCAGCGAGUUAUCGACCACGGCCGCGCCGAGAAGACGGCGCGCAUCAAGAUUUACGAAACAGUGAUCCACCAGAUAUGGGCGACGCUUCCGGGUUAUUGUGAUCUGCCAAUCGACUUGCAGGCGGCUUUCGAUCAACCAUUUGCGGAAAUGCUGUCGAACUUGCUCUACAAGCAGAUAGAGCUACGUGUAGACUUGUGUCGCAGUCUGCAGAAUUUGGUCGAAUCCAACCAGGCAGUACUGGCAGCUGAACUCUCCGAGGAAGAUAUGCUCUACGAGCACAGGAUUACCAAGUCCGGGGCAGCGCAAAAUAUACAGCAUCUGGCAGGCCUAUCCAGUAACCUUCUGGCUGUCCUGUUCAACGUCUACAGCCAGACGAUUCCACAAAGUCGAGGCUAUAUUCUUGAAUGCAUCAAUGCAUAUCUUAGCAUCACGUCCGGGGAAGACCUCGUCGAGACAUUCAACCGCGUUUCUUCAGUUCUCACCACCUCACUACCCGAGGCCGGUCAUGCGCCUCCACCGAAGCAACAACAGCCAAAAGACAAAUUGCCACCAGCUUCUCACACCCUCCUCGACCUCACUAUCGCCCUAUCAACCUACCUACCUCGCUCAACGUUUCCCUCCCUCUUCUCGCUUGCAUCACGCAUCCUGAAUCACCCUACGGCCACGACCACCGAUCCUCAGCUUAUCAAAAAAGCCUAUAAACUCAUACCUCGACUCGCCACCUCCGAAGCUGGAGCAGCUGCUUUACGAGCUCGCAACUCCGAACUUCAGUCCCUCAUCCUCUCAACCAGCGACAAAACACCUGUACCUGCCCGCCGCGACCGCCUCCUCGCAAUACAUAGCUUAAUCAACUACCUCCCCACAGAAGACCUUCACUUCAUCCCCUCAAUUCUUAGCGAAAUAGUCCUCGCAUGCAAAGACACCAACCAGAGAGCACGUCAGGCAGGAUUCGAGCUGUUAAUACAUGUCACGAAUCGAAUCACCGAUUCAGAACGCAACCCUCCGGGCACAGUGAUCCGAAAUAAUUUGGUGCCGCACAUGCCAGACGAUGCGCCAGCUGCGCUCGCAACGUUGGAAGAGGUAUUCACGAUGGUGAGCGCUGGCCUAGCUGGCGUGGCGCCCCAUAUGGUUGCUGCCACUGUCGCGGCAUUAGCGAGGUUACUCUUUGAGUUCCACACAAAGCUUGCGAAGCCGGUGCUUGAGGAUCUGUUGGGCACGGUGGAGAUGUUCCUGCAGAGCAGCAACCGCGAAAUCGUGCGAUCUGUUCUCGGAUUUGUGAAAGUUGCAGUGGUGGUGCUUCCGGACGAGUUGUUGGGUGAGCAGAGGAUGAGUAGGUUGCUGAAGGGUUGUAUGGUAUGGAGCAAGGAGAAUAAGGGGAGGAUGCGGAUGAAGGUCAAGGGAAUACUGGAGCGAUGUCUAAGACGGUUCGGGCAAGAAAUUGUGGAUGGAUGGUUGGCAAGUGAUGAGGCGGGCAGGAAGAUGGUGGCGAAUCUCAGGAAGAGGAGGGACAGAGCUAAGAGGAAGAAGAGUGCCAACAGUAAAGUAGAGGAUGAGAGUGACGAGGGAGGGAGAGAAGCAGAGGCACGGAAGACAAAGAAGACGGAAUUUGACAAUGAAUUUGAUGAAGCUGUCUACGGCUCGGAUGAUGAUUCGGAUAUCAUCAUCGGUAGUGACGAUGGAGAGCAAGCUGCCGCUGAAGACAUGACCGGCGUCUCGUUCAAACACGGCUCUACUACCAAGGGCAAAGCUAUCGCCUCGGCACGGAAAGCACACCACAGAGACCGAUUCAUCCGCGAAGACGCCUCGGAUGACGAACCCCUCGACCUCCUUGCUCCGAACGCCCUGGCCCGCAUCUCGAGUCGGAAAUCCCACCCUUCCGGUCCGGGAGUCAAGCGCAAGACCAAGGCCAAAGUGAACGCGGAUGGCAAACUCGUGUUUGGUGGCGACCCUGACGCGGAUGGGGAUGGGGAUGGGGAUGUCUUGAUGGGUGAUGGUGCGGCUGAGUCGAUUGGGGCGGUGAAUGCGUACGUAGAUGCGGUGGAUGGACCGGAUGCGGUGAGGAGGGGGCAGAAGGGGAAAUUGAAGGUGGGCAGUGCGAAUCGGAAGAAGGUUAAAGCAUCAAGUGGUGGUGAAGGAGGAGGAGGAGGAGGAGGAGGAGGAGGAGAGGAGAUGGAGUUGGAUGAGAACGAGGCGAGGGAGGUGGGUAGGGGGAUUAGAAGUCCGAGGGGGUUCGGGAAGGGCAGGUUGCCGUUGAGGAGGGGGCUGGGUGUUGAGAAGGUGAGGCAGAGUGGUAGUAGUGGUGGUGGUGGUGGUGCAACGAGGGCCGGGAGAGUGCAGAAAAGAGGCUUGGAAGGUGCUGGUCGAGGUGGAAGUAGAGGCGCAGGCGGAGGCAGAGGCCGGAAUAAUGUCAGGUUUAGAGGUGGGAGGAGAUGA
Messenger RNA from Endocarpon pusillum Z07020, 4041 nucleotides. RefSeq lists its product as uncharacterized. The coding region runs from base 1 to 4041 and encodes 1346 amino acids. The transcript is spliced from 2 exons. The record is from RefSeq and is a predicted model, not a curated record. NCBI's taxonomy places the organism in Eukaryota, Fungi, Ascomycota, Eurotiomycetes, Verrucariales, Verrucariaceae.